Messenger RNA from Thalassophryne amazonica, 2362 nucleotides. It is a transcript of the gene sergef, whose product is annotated as secretion regulating guanine nucleotide exchange factor. The record is from RefSeq and is a predicted model, not a curated record. NCBI's taxonomy places the organism in Eukaryota, Metazoa, Chordata, Actinopteri, Batrachoidiformes, Batrachoididae. Bases 19 to 1233 code for a protein of 404 amino acids. The transcript is spliced from 11 exons.
UAUCGUAAAUUGUUCUCCAUGGAAACGAGCUCGAGGUUGGAGUUUAGUUUACAGGCGUGGGGAGCUAACAGCUACGGACAGCUGGGACAGGGACAUGCGGAGGACCGAGCGGUGUCUCAGCCCUGCUGUGCCUUCAAAAACACCGCUGUCAGGACUGUCUGUGGCGGAGGAGGACACUCUGUGGUCAUCACUGACAUCGGGGAGGUGUUCGUCUGUGGACAGAAUCAUAGAGGCCAGCUAGGACUUGGACACACAGCCGAUGUCUCAUCGUUUGUCCUCUGUCCGAGCUUGAGUCAGGGGGUUACAGAUGUAGCUUGUGGUUGGGAUUUUACACUUCUCCUUACAGAUUGUGGUCAAGUGCUGGCUUGUGGCUCCAAUGCAUUUGGACAGUUGGGUGUUGCACAGAGUGUCUCGCAUGCUGCAGAACCACUGAUUGUUGAGAGUCUGACGAAGCCCGUGGUGAGUGUGGCAGCAGGACUUAGACACUCUCUAGCUGUUACUGACUCGGGCUGCGUGUACCAGUGGGGAACAGGUCUUCUCAGUCAUGCUAAGAGAGCACUCAGGCCUCAGCCUGUCCCGUCCCACCUCAGCUCUACAUUGCCCUCUCUGGUACCAGGUCUGUUUGAAAAGAAAUCUCACAUGGUAGCUGCGGGGUCAGCACACUGUGUGUGCCUUACAGGAGAGGGUGACUUGUUUCUGUGGGGAAGCAAUAAGCACGGCCAGCUUACAACCACACAGCUGUUCUUGCCGUGUCCUACUCUUCUGAAGCGCUCACUGCUGAACGGAGAAAAAGCAAUUCGUGUGUGGAGUGGCUGGACGCAUAUUGUUGCUCAAACAGAGAGUGGGCGAGUGUUCACAUGGGGAAGAGAAAAUUAUGGACAGCUGGGCCGAACAGCAACGACCAGUCAGAGGCGAAAGGGGCAGUCAGCUGGUUUUUCAGCAGAAGGAUUCAGCCAAGCAUGUCUUCCUGCAGAGGUUGAAGGGCUCUUUGGAGCAACACAGAUUGCUUGUGGAUCUGAACAUAACCUUGCAGUUGUGGGGGAUCGUCUCCUGUCCUGGGGCUGGAACGAACACGGAAUGUGCGGAGACGGUUCACAGGUGAACGUCUUCCAGCCGCAGCUUGUUUGUGGCCUUGCGCCACUUCUCAUUGGCUGUGGAGCUGGACACUCUCUGGCGGUGUGCGCAGUGACAAGUGGUCCUACAGAGAACUCUGCAGCAGCUGCACUUCACUAACAUGUGACCUCUGUGUGCCUGUUUUUGUUUGUUUGUUUGUAUUGUUAUUAAACUGUGUAAACAUCACAGGUGCUUUUGGCUGUAGUGUAGCUUUCACCUGCUGUCAGGCUAUUCAAGCUCAUGGAGCAGAUCAGCUUUCACACUGCAGUCACCAAUAAAUACCACUCUGGUGUCAGAUGCAAGGUGACUGGUGUCUCGUGGGCGGAAGCCAUCAUUUCUUUGACCAGCUCAACACAGUGAUGGACAUGAUUACAGAUGAUGUCUGUGAUGGCUUGAUACCCCCCCCCCCCCCCCCCCCCCCCACCCGUUCCUGGUCCACCGAAUUCUGUUAGUCAUGAGAGAUGGGCUCGGACGACAUUGUGGCUCCUCCUUAAUAUGUCAGCAGACAGUAAAUCUUAUGAGAUCCACAGUUUGUACUGAAAAUCCCAUGAUGAUUCAUUUUCCUCAUACACACACAGCAAAAUGGUUUCUUUUUCCCUCUUCGGCGGGGGGGUCAUCCCCUGCUAUAUGGAGUAGAAAGGCUUCCUUUUCAUAUGAGUCAUCUUAAGUGUUUAGGAGCAGACUGCAGCACCUGGGGUCUCCCUGUAGCUCUGAGCUCAAGAAUGUGCAGCACUGUGUGGAAAAAUCUCAGGCACAUUGACUGAGAGAAUUUUGGUGACCACUUUUCAUACAGAAAUAAAAUAAAUAAAUGAUGCAACUCCACAUUGCAUGGAAAACCACCUAAAUAUUUUUCAAAAUUGUCACACAGUAAUGUUAAGAUUUUGAAGUUUCAAAAUGCCCAAAUAUAGAGGACAAAUAAGGAUGUUGCUUAAUUUCCUUGUACUUGUGUAAUUGGUAAAUAACAGGAAAAAUAUAACGUUGAUAUCCACCAUAUCAAAAUUUUGGAAGGUGACUAAUUGUUUUGUGCACUGCUGUGUUUGCAUUACAUUAUUAUAUAAACAUUCAUGCUACCUAUGCAUAUGUAAUGCACAACACUGAUAUGCAAUUACAAAAGUUGAUUUUUGUUUUUAACUGACUUGUUGGGGAAAAUAUACAUAAAUCAACAAAAAUAAAGCAACACUCACUGAAAAAUGGUGGUUGUCCUUUUUUUUUUUAUUUACCACUAUUUAUUGUACAAGCCUGAACUGUA